GUGACAAAAUCAAGAAUGUUGAUUAGAAUCUGAACAAUUAUUCAAGCAAGAAUUUCAACGCCAUUGAAUCGAAUGAAGUUUGAUUUAGUCUCGUCCCUAAUUUCGACAAUGGAUCGGAGCUUUUUCAAGGCGGUGAACUUAAACGGAGAGGAUUCGACUGUGUUGAGGAAGAAGACCAGCUCGUCGUGCUUGGCGGAGAAUGGCAGAGACGGAGGAAGAGAUGAGGAAGAAUGAGUGUUCUGCCAGGAGAGAAUGAGUCGCCUGAGGGUGUGAUUGGGAGUGAAGUGGAAGCAGUGGACAAAUUACAUGAGAAUCCGAGAGGUUUUGGAGGUCAUGGCGACAGUGAGAUUGAACCCAAGACACCUGAUAGAGCCAUGCAGAAGGCAAUGGCAGAGGCAGAUGAAGAAGAGAGUAGAGAAAAGGGGAAAUGGUCAGUACAGAUAGAGCAUUCGAAGACAGCACCAGCAGAUUUCAGGAGGGUUGUGAAGGCAAUGCCUACUGUGAAUUUGAUGCUAGUUUUGACUGCGAUUGACGAUCAUUUCUUGAAGGCAUCUGAGAGUGCCCAGGAGGUAUCCAAGAUGUUAGAAGCUACAAGGUUGCAUUACCACUCCAAUUUUGCAGACAAUCGAGGACAUAUUGAUCAUUCUGCCAGGGUCAUGCGGGUUAUUACAUGGAACAGGUCGUUUAGAGGUAGUAUGUCCAAUGGUGAAGGUGGGAAGGAUGAUCUUGAUUCAGAAGAAUAUGAGACUCAUGCCACCAUUUUAGAUAAGUUGCUAGCAUGGGAAAAGAAGCUCUAUGAUGAAGUAAAGCAAGGGGAGCUGAUGAAACUCGAGUAUAGAAGGAAAGUUGCUUUGUUAAACAAGCAAAAGAAGCGUGGUGCAAGUGCUGAAUCCUUGGAGAAAACAAAAGCAGCUGUAAGUCAUCUGCAUACAAGAUACAUAUAGUUGACAUGCAAUCCAUGGAUUCGACUGUGUCAGAAGUAAACCGAUUGCGUGAUGAGCAGUUAUAUCCAAAACUUGUUGGGCUUGUAGAGGGGAUGGCCAAAAUGUGGAGAAGUAUGUACGAGCAUCAUGCGGGUCAGCUGAAGAUUGUUACAGAACUUAUAAGUCUUGAUAUUGCCCAUGCUCCUAAAGAAACUACAAAGCACCACCAUGAGCGCACCAUCCAACUUUUUUGGUUCUUUGUCUAAUUUCUCUAAGGAGACUUAAAUCUAAGCCUAAAAAGGAAAAAUGCAAAUCAAAUUCUUCGCUAAAA
Molecule: messenger RNA, 1254 nt
Organism: Rubroshorea leprosula
Lineage: Eukaryota; Viridiplantae; Streptophyta; Magnoliopsida; Malvales; Dipterocarpaceae
Source: the annotation of a GenBank genome assembly